Molecule: messenger RNA, 616 nt
Organism: Drosophila albomicans
Lineage: Eukaryota; Metazoa; Arthropoda; Insecta; Diptera; Drosophilidae
Exons: 2
Coding region: 38-616 (192 amino acids)
Source: RefSeq, a predicted model, not a curated record
UCAGAUCCCUUCCUUUGAUUCAUCAGUUCGUUUCAAUAUGCGUUGCUCACUGUUUCUUAGUUUUGCAUUCUUGGUAUUUGUGAGUGCACAAACACUGCCAACCAAAGAUGAAGUUACAUUGAAGGAAUUGAAGGCGCUUGGUGAAAAUCUACGACGAACAACAUUGGACUCCGAAUUGAGCAAUAGGCUUGUAGUGGCUCAAUUGAUAAUAGAUUCUCAGGUUGCUCCUCCAUCGGUUAUCGACAGCAUGAGAGCAUUCAUUGCCGAAUGGCGUCCGGUGUUAACACGUGUCACUUUCGAAGACUUUGCCAAGUUUAGUGUGGAUUUCCCGAAAAUGCUGGACUUAAAGGAUGGCAACACAUACAAGGAUGAUAAUGGUGGACUUAACUACUACACUAAGGGUGGUUUUAGUAGCAUAAAAUCCAAGAUUGAGCGUGAGGAUGGCGAUCGGCUAACCAGCUACAAGGAUAUUGCAAUUCUGAAGAUGACCGAACUCAGCCAGGAAACCAAGCAAGGCAACACUCCGUUGAUGAAUGCCUUCAAUAAUUUUGUCAAUCAAAAGAAGUUACGAGUUCGUAAUUUCUUUACAUUUCUUAAAGAGCUUCGGCAAUACUAG